Molecule: messenger RNA, 2159 nt
Organism: Coffea arabica (coffee)
Lineage: Eukaryota; Viridiplantae; Streptophyta; Magnoliopsida; Gentianales; Rubiaceae
Product: sodium/hydrogen exchanger 1-like
Biological process (GO): proton transmembrane transport; regulation of intracellular pH; sodium ion import across plasma membrane
Cellular component (GO): plasma membrane
Molecular function (GO): potassium:proton antiporter activity; sodium:proton antiporter activity
Source: RefSeq, a predicted model, not a curated record
CCUUCAACUACCAGUCUUCCCUCCUUCCAAACUCUUCUGAAAUCAAGUUUCAUCGUUCCUUUGCUUCAACAAAAAAAAAAGUUUCAUCGUACCUUUGCUUAAUUUCCUGAUAAGUGACCGUAGUUUUUAUGCACAAAAAUUAAUGAUCACCAGUUCUUUUCGCAUAUAAGCAGUCAACAGUAGUUUAGAUCAUAGAAAUAGCUAAGUUUAGUUGAAUACUACACUGUGAAGCCCCAGACAACCUCCAUGUCCAGCAUGGUGCAAACUUUAUCUUCCAUGGCCAACGCCAUACUUGACCAACCAACUGUUAUAGCUGUUACUGUAUUUGUGGCUCUCCUCUGUGCAUGCAUAGUAAUCGGUCACCUGGUGGAAGAGAAUCGAUGGGCUAAUGAAUCAAUAGCUGCCCUUCUGCUGGGAUUGGCUUCUGGAGCUGUGGUAUUGCUUGUCAGAAAAGGCCAAAGUUCACAAGUGUUGGUUUUCAAUGAGGAUUUAUUCUUCAUAUAUCUGUUGCCCCCAAUCAUUUUCAAUGCUGGUUUCCAGGUCAAGAAAAAACGAUUUUUCAAAAAUUUCUCGGUGAUAUUGUUGUUUGGGAUAUUCGGAACAAUCAUAUCUUUCUGCCUUAUAACUCUGGGUGCCUUUCUACUGUUUAAAAAGAUUGGUAUAACAUCCUUGACUAUGAAAGAUUGUCUAGGUAACAAAAACAGACAAAUAAAGAUUUCAUCAAAGGCCAUCUAUAUUCAGGUCCUCAGUCAAGAGCAAACACCCUUCCUUUACAGUGCUGUCUUUGGUGAGGGGGUGGUGAAUGAUGCAACCUCCAUUGUACUUUUCAACGCAGUCCAGUCAAUUGACAUCAGUGAUAUUGAUGGCUUGACAGCAUUAAAGUUGCUGGGAAACUUCUUAUACCUCUUCUUCACGAGUACUAUUCUGGGUAUUGCUGUGGGACUCUUGAGUGCUUUUGGGAUAAAGACACUGUACUUUGGGAGGCAUUCAACGGAUAGAGAAGUUGCAAUCAUGAUGCUCUUGGCAUAUCUAUCAUAUAUGGUGGCUGAGCUGUUGUCGCUAAGUGGAAUUCUGACAAUUUUCUUCUGUGGUAUUGUCAUGUCACAUUACACAUGGCACAACGUAACUGAAAGCUCUCGUGUAACAACCAAGCACGCAUUUGCCACACUAUCUUUCAUAGCAGAAACUUUUAUAUUCAUUUACGUGGGAAUGGAUGCAUUGGACAUCACAAAGUGGAAAGAAAGCAAUGCGAGUGCAGGAACUUCAAUUAUUGUUAGUUUGGCUUUGUUUGCACUCGUAUUGGUAGGAAGAGCUGCCUUUGUUUAUCCUAUUUCUUGCAUUCUAAAUUGCACUAAACAAGGCAGUGAAGAGAUUGAGAUAAAGAAGCAGUUCAUUAUAUGGUGGGCAGGGCUAAUAAGAGGUGCAGUCACUAUUGCUUUAGCCUACAACCAGUUCUCAUCGUCUGGGACAAAAUCAGCAAAUGUGGACUCUAUGAUGAUUACUUGCAUCAUCAUUGUUGUACUAUUUAGCACAGUGGUUUUUGGUUCCGUGACAAAGCCUCUGAUUCAAGCAGUGCUACUAAACAAUGCAAACCCAUUGACUUCUAGGGAAAAUGAUUUUGUAAGUUUAGAAGACCUGAGACUCUUGUCUCUGGAAAAUGGAGGGCCAGUAGAUAAUGGCAACAACCAAUCAGCCCCAAGACGAAGUAAACUCCAAUUGUUCAUCAGACAUCCAACAUCAACUGUUCAUCACCUUUGGAGGAAAUUUGAUGAUAAAUUCAUGAGACCAGUUUUCGGUGGACGAGGCUUUGUUCCUUUUGUUCCUGGUUCACCAAGAAGUACAGCAGGAGAAACCUCCGAUUUAAACAACUCAAACUGACAACUACAUUCAGGAAUGAAUUUUGCGGCGAUUGCUCAAAUACAGCCAUUUCAGGUUGACAGAAAAGAUCAGGCCAACAACUCCAAGAAUUUCUGCCCUGUUUAAGCAUAUCUGAUGAUAUGCUAAGAAGCCUGUGGAAAUAUGUAUUUUGUUUGUUUCAAUCUACCACUUGAACAUGUGCUUGGUAUCAGCUUAAAUUACUGUCAUGGGACUAGUUUGAUACUAGAUGAUAGUAUUCAUGUAAACUGACAUAUUUGAAUCACUCACAAAAUUACCCUACA